Photinus pyralis (common eastern firefly) is the source of this 7724-nucleotide messenger RNA. RefSeq names its product acetyl-CoA carboxylase. The coding region runs from base 345 to 7382 and encodes 2345 amino acids. NCBI's taxonomy places the organism in Eukaryota, Metazoa, Arthropoda, Insecta, Coleoptera, Lampyridae. Gene Ontology annotation, biological process: fatty acid biosynthetic process. Gene Ontology annotation, molecular function: ATP binding; acetyl-CoA carboxylase activity; metal ion binding. The transcript has 21 exons. The record is from RefSeq and is a predicted model, not a curated record.
AUCGAAGUGGCUGUUGCGUAUUAAAUAAGGUCAGUGAGUUUAUCUCGCGUCCUUGGCCGACCUUGGCGUCGCGAACGUCUUUUUCGAGUUUUCGACUAAUCGCUAAUUAGUCGCCUUUGUCGAUGAUGCACGCGGUCAGUUCUCGAUAACCCAAUUUUCUACGUCACCGGUGCGUAAAUAGAAAAUGCGGCGGAACGACGUCGUCACGACAGCCGCUCGCAACUUUCAUUUUUUUGUGAGUUCUCCUCGUUGGCGAUUAAUUUGUCGGACAUCAAAGGCCAUGUCCUGAAGAAAACUCGGCCGAACAAGCUCAACCGGAGGGGGUGAAACAGACGUCGACAGUUAUGGCAGAAACGCAAAGUCAACCGGUGGAGAACGGCGUCCAGUGGACGCUAGGGGACGUCGACGAGGAGACGGAAACGAGGGACGCCUUCCCCGAGAAUGGUCACGUCGAAUCGCAUCCGCCACCGGCACGCUCCGACGGGCAGGGUGGGAUUAAGCUGUCGAACGACGAGCAGACGACGCUCAAGGAAAAAAGGAAGAGAUUGACACCCAGCAUGUCGCAGGGGACGAUGAUGCAGAGUCGUUCCUACGAGAAGGACUUCACCGUCGCGACCCCCGAAGAAUUCGUCAAACGCUUCAAUGGAACCAAAGUUAUUAAUAAGGUACUAAUCGCGAACAACGGUAUCGCCGCCGUCAAAUGCAUGAGAUCGGUUCGCCGAUGGUCGUACGAGAUGUUCAAAUUCGAACGGUCCGUUCGGUUCGUCGUCAUGGUCACGCCCGAAGAUCUGAAGGCAAACGCGGAGUACAUCAAAAUGGCCGAUCACUACGUGCCGGUGCCCGGCGGUACCAAUAACAAUAAUUACGCCAACGUGGAGCUGAUAGUCGACAUCGCGAUCCGGUGUCGUGUUCAGGCCGUGUGGGCCGGAUGGGGGCACGCGUCCGAAAACCCCAAGCUGCCAGAUUUGCUUCACAAAAACAACAUCGCGUUCAUCGGGCCGCCCGAGAAGGCCAUGUGGGCGCUCGGCGACAAAAUCGCCUCGUCAAUCGUCGCACAAACCGCAGACAUCCCCACGCUACCGUGGUCCGGAUCAGAGCUCAAGGCCGAAUACACCGGUAAAAAAAUCAAGAUCUCCUCGGAGCUGUUCGCGAAGGGUUGCGUUCACUCGGUCGAGCAGGGUCUGGCAGCUACGCAGAAGAUCGGCUACCCGGUGAUGAUCAAGGCGUCGGAGGGAGGCGGAGGUAAAGGUAUCAGGAAGGUCGACUGCGCCGACGAUUUCCCGGCAGCUUUCCGGCAGGUCCAAGCGGAAGUGCCCGGUUCGCCAAUUUUCGUAAUGAAGCUCGCGAAGUGCGCGAGACAUUUGGAGGUUCAGCUGCUCGCCGAUCAGUACGGGAACGCGAUUUCGAUAUUCGGGCGCGACUGCUCGAUCCAGAGACGGCACCAGAAGAUUAUCGAGGAGGCGCCUGCGGUUAUCGCGGAGCCUUCCAUUUUUGAGGAGAUGGAGAAGGCCGCGGUUCGUUUAGCAAAAAUGGUUGGAUACGUAUCAGCCGGAACAGUGGAAUACUUAUACGACACCUCAGGUCACUAUUACUUCCUGGAGCUCAAUCCGCGUCUCCAAGUCGAGCAUCCCUGCACGGAGAUGGUCUCCGACGUAAACCUACCCGCCGCUCAGCUACAGAUCGCAAUGGGUCUACCCUUGCACUACAUCAAGGACAUUCGAUUAUUAUACGGGGAGUCGCCCUGGGGCCUGACGACCAUCGACUUCGAUCAACCGCUGCAGAAGCCUCAGCCUUGGGGUCACGUAAUCGCCGCGCGGAUAACGUCCGAAAAUCCCGACGAGGGUUUCAAGCCGAGCUCGGGCACCGUUCAGGAGUUAAAUUUCAGAUCGUCGAAGAACGUGUGGGGUUACUUCUCGGUGGCCGCGUCGGGCGGCCUGCACGAGUUCGCCGACUCGCAGUUCGGGCACUGCUUCUCGUGGGGGGAGAAUCGGGAGCAGGCGCGCGAAAAUCUAGUCAUCGCUUUGAAGGAGUUGUCGAUUCGAGGCGAUUUCCGCACGACGGUCGAGUACCUCAUCACCUUGCUCGAGACGAGCAGCUUCCAGGACAAUACCAUCGACACGGCUUGGUUGGAUAUUUUAAUCGCGGAGCGCGUCCAGGCCGAGAAACCAGACGUGAUGCUCGGGGUGAUCUGCGGGUCGCUACACAUCGCCGACAAGUGCAUCAGCGCAGCUUUCACCGAAUUUCAGAACUCCCUGGAGCGCGGUCAGAUUCAAUCGUCGAGCACGCUCACCAACACUGUCGACGUCGAGCUGAUACACGAGGGGAACAAGUACAAGGUGCAGGCGACGAAAAGCGGCCCGAACACGUACUUUCUAGUCAUGAACGGCUCGUUCAAGGAGAUCGAACUGCAUCGUCUUAGCGACGGAGGUAUCUUGCUGUCGGUCGACGGGGCGUCGUUCACCACGUACAUGAAGGAGGAGGUCGAUCGCUAUCGCAUCGUUAUCGGCAAUCAAACCUGCGUCUUCGAGAAGGAGAACGACCCGACGCUGCUUCGGUCGCCUUCGGCCGGGAAACUGAUCGGAUUUUUGGUCGAGGAUGGCGGCCACGUGUAUCGGGGGCAAGCAUUUGCUGAAAUUGAGGUUAUGAAAAUGGUCAUGACGCUAACCGCGGGCGAAGCCGGCACCGUCUCCUACAUUAAACGACCUGGUGCCGUUUUAGACGCCGGUUCGAUAAUCGCAACUUUAGAAUUAGACGACGCUUCGCUGGUGACGAAAGCGCAAUUGUACAAAGGUCCCUUCCCAGAGAUCGACGUGUCCACGCCGGUCGUUUCGCAGAAGAUGAACCACAUCCACAACUCGUACAAGACCAUUUUAGAAAACACUCUGGCCGGUUACUGCCUACCCGAUAAGUACAACGCUCCGCGGCUGCGCGAGGUAAUCGAAAAGUUCAUGGCGAGUCUGCGCGAUCCCAGCCUACCUCUGCUAGAGCUUCAGGAGGUGAUCUCCUCGACGUCGGGUCGGAUCCCGGCGGCCGUCGAGAAAAAGAUCCGUCGCCUAAUGUCGCUCUACGAACGAAACAUCACGUCGGUUCUCGCCCAAUUUCCCAGUCAGCAGAUCGCGAGCGUAAUCGACGGUCACGCCGCGAACAUGCAGAAGCGCGCGGAGAGAGACGGUUUCUUCCUCGCCACGGAGGGUAUAGUGCAGCUGGUGCAGCGGUACCGAAACGGCAUCCGCGGACGCAUGAAGGCCGCCGUCCAGGACUUGCUCAAACAAUACUACGACGUCGAAAGUCAAUUCCAACAGGGCAGCUACGACAAAAGCGUCACCGCGCUCCGUGAGAAGCACAAGGACGACAUGUCGAUCGUCAUGGCGACGAUAUUCUCGCACGCGCACGUCCCGAAGAAAAACAUGCUGAUCACAAUGCUCAUCGAUCACCUCUGGUCGAAGGAACCCGGCCUAACCGACGAACUCGCGACGAUCCUCAACGAGCUCACCUCGCUCAACAGAAGCGAACACUCGCGCGUGGCUCUACGCGCUCGACAGGUACUCAUCGCCGCCCACCAGCCCGCGUACGAACUACGCCACAACCAAAUGGAGAGCAUCUUCCUCUCGGCCACCGACAUGUACGGCUACGAAUUCCACCCGGAAAACCUUCAAAAACUCAUCGUCUCCGAAACCUCGAUCUUCGACAUCCUCCACGACUUCUUCUACCACGUCAACAAGUCGGUGUGCCACGCCGCCUUAGAAGUCUACGUCCGGCGCGCCUACACCAGCUACGACAUCACGUGCCUGCAGCAUUUGGAGUUGAGUUGCGAAGUGCCCUUGGUGCACAUACAGUUUUUGCUUCCGUCGACCCACCCGAACCGCCUGAUGCAGCUCGACGGUAUCCAGGAGCAGGCCGACGGCGACAAGCCGAAGCUCUUCGACACCUUCCAGCGGACCGGCUGCAUGGCGGCCUUCGAGAACUUCCAGCAGUUCGAGCAGUACGCCGACGAGAUCUUCGACCUGGUCGAGGACAUCGCGAGUCCCGCGACUAUCUCGGCGAAGGACAUUCAGGCGCUCGAGAGCGGGUCGGAGUCGCGCGGUAACAGCACCUCGAUCAACGUCAGCCUAUCGAUCGACGGAACGCGCGCGAAGCAGGAGGAGGAGAAGCUCUGCGAGCCGAUUCACAUACUGCACAUCGGCGUCAAGGACAAGGGCGACGUCGACGACUCGACGAUGGCGAAGAUCUUCGGGAACUUCUGCGCGCGCUACAAGGAGGAGCUGGAGAAGCGGCGCAUAAGGCGCAUCACGUUCACGCUGCUCCAGAAGAAGCAGUACCCGAAGUACUUCACCUAUCGCAAUCGGGACGGUUUCAGAGAGGAUCGCAUAUAUCGCCAUCUUGAGCCGGCGUGCGCGUUCCAGUUGGAGCUGAACCGCAUGCGCAGGACCUACAACUUGGAGGCGCUGCCGAUAUCGAAUCAGAAAAUGCACCUGUAUCUCGGAAAGGCGAAGGUCGCCCCUGGGCGAGAGGUAACCGACUAUCGUUUCUUUAUACGAUCGAUCAUUCGACACUCCGAUUUGAUCACCAAAGAGGCCUCGUUCGAAUAUUUGCAAAACGAGGGCGAACGUGCCUUGCUGGAGGCGAUGGACGAACUGGAGGUGGCCUUCUCGCAUCCGCACUCGCGUCACACCGACUGCAAUCACAUCUUCCUCAAUUUCAUACCGUCGGUCAUUAUGGAUCCGGUUAAGAUCGAGGAGGCGGUCACGAAUAUGGUGAUGCGUUACGGACCCCGCCUCUGGAAGCUGAGGGUGCUACAGGCCGAGCUCAAGAUGACGAUCCGAUCGUCGCCGAACUCGCCGACGCAAAACGUUCGUCUGUGCUUGGCGAACGACAGCGGCUAUUACCUGGACAUCAACACCUACACGGAAUCCGUCGAUCCGGAAACCGGUCUGGUGCGUUUCCAAGCGUACGGAACCAAGCAGGGUCCCAUGCACGGCCUGCCGAUCUCGACGCCGUACCUCGCGAAGGACUACCUCCAGCAGAAGCGCUUCCAGGCGCAACAAAACGGCACCACCUACGUCUACGACUUCCCCGACAUGUUCCGGCAGAUGGUCGACCUGCACUGGAAGCAGUACAUCCAGCAACGCUUAGCCGAGGAGAUUACGGUACCGGAAAAGCUGAUGGACUUCGUCGAGCUGGUGCUCGAUCCCGAAUCGGAGAAUCGCCUCUUGGAGCAAAAACGGGUGCCCGGAGAGAACAACGUGGCGAUGGUCGCGUGGCGGCUCACCCUUUACACGCCCGAGUAUCCCGACGGUCGCGACAUCAUCGUCAUCGCGAACGACAUCACCUACCUGAUCGGGUCGUUCGGCCCUCGCGAGGACAAAGUCUUUCUAUUGGCCAGCGAGAUGUCGCGCGCAAUGAAAAUUCCAAGGGUUUACAUCGCCGCGAACAGCGGUGCGCGUAUCGGUCUGGCGGAGGAGGUGAAGAGUCUCUUCAGGAUCGCGUGGGAGGACGCCAACGAGCCGGACCGCGGCUUUCGCUAUUUGUACGUCACGCCCGAGGACUACGCGAAGGUUAGCGCGACGAAUUCGCUUCGCGCCGUCCUGAUCGAGGACGAGGGCGAGUCGCGCUACAAGAUCACCGACAUUAUCGGCAAGGACGACGCUUUGGGCGUCGAAAAUUUGCGAUACGCCGGCAUGAUCGCCGGCGAGACGUCUCAGGCCUAUCGCGAGGUGGUCACCUUUUCGAUGGUGACGUGCAGGGCGAUCGGUAUCGGCUCGUACCUGGUACGGUUGGGACAGAGGAUAAUACAGAUCGAGAAUUCGCCCAUUAUUCUUACGGGUUACACUGCACUUAAUAAGCUUUUGGGACGCGAAGUUUACGCCUCCAACAAUCAACUGGGAGGCAUACAGAUCAUGCACAACAACGGCAUCUCCCACAAGACCGAUCAGACGGACCUAGACGGCAUUUACACGAUCUUAAACUGGCUGAGCUACGUUCCGAAGGACAAAAACUCGCCGGUCCCGAUGAUCAAACCGGUCGAUCCGAUCGACCGCGAGAUCGCGUACAUGCCGACCAAGGCGCCGUACAAUCCGAGGUGGAUGCUCGAGGGACGGAUGGUCUCGAACGGCAAGGACGGGAUGAUGUGGGAGAGCGGAUUUUUCGAUAGGAACUCGUGGGCGGAGAUCAUGGAGCCGUGGGCGCAGACCGUCGUCGUCGGCAGGGCCCGGCUCGGCGGUGUUCCGGUCGGCGUUAUCGCCGUCGAGACGCGUACCGUCGAGCUGACCCUCCCCGCCGAUCCGGCAAACUUUGACUCCGAGUCGAAGACGAUAUCGCAAGCCGGCCAGGUUUGGUUCCCGGAUUCCGCCUACAAGACUGCGCAGGCGAUCCAGGACUUUUCGAAGGAGGAUUUGCCACUGUUCAUCUUCGCGAACUGGCGUGGAUUUAGUGGAGGAAUGAAAGACAUGUACGAGCAGAUAAUGAAAUUCGGCGCGUACAUCGUCGACGCCCUACGCGAGUACAAGCAACCGGUCAUCAUCUACAUCCCGCCCAACGGCGAGCUACGAGGCGGCGCCUGGGCCGUCGUCGAUCCCACCAUCAACUUAAGAUACAUGGAGAUGUACGCCGAUCCCGAAUCGAGGGGCGGAGUUCUCGAGCCCGAGGGUAUAGUCGAAAUCAAAUUUCGCGAGAAGGAUCUGGUUAAGGUGAUGCACCGCGUCGACCCCGUCGUCAUGGCGUACAACGAGCAGAUCAAGCAGAUCAAUCAGAGUCAGCCGAUCGAGCUCGAGCGCAAGUCGAGCAUUAGCCAGCGCGGCGAGGUUAAGAAGUUGCCCGAGGUGGUCGAGCUGGAGAACAAGAUAGCGGAGCGCGUCCAGCUGCUGCUGCCGAUGUACCACCAGGUCUCGGUCCACUUCGCCGACCUGCACGAUACACCCGAACGAAUGCACGAGAAAGGAGUGAUUCAGGACAUAGUGCCUUGGCGGAAAGCGAGACGCAUCCUGUACUGGCGACUGCGAAGGCUCCUGCUUCAAGACGAAGUCGUCCGCGCGUUGCUGAACGUUCAGCCCGACGUCAGCGUGGGCCAAGCCGAGUCGAUGCUGCGGCGAUGGUUCGUCGAGGACAAGGGCGCGUCGGAGGCGUACCGGUGGGACGACAACGAGCUGGUGGUCGAGUGGCUGAGUUAUCACCAGAACAAGACGCCCGAUCAGUCGAUCAUCGCCUACAACAUUCACUGCGUGAAGAAAGACGCGGUCGUCAAUCAAAUCAGGCAAUCCCUAGAGGAUUGUCCGGAUGUUGCCUUAGACGCGGUCGUCGAAAUCGUUCAAAAACUGAGCGACAACCAAAAGGCCGAGGUUAUACGAAUUUUAUCCCAGCUAACCGACCACGCGAGCGAACAUUAACGCCAAAGCAUCUUCUUCGGGUGAUAGUCGUCGGGGAUAUUUGAAUCGGCGCGAGGGAGGCAUCGGUUCGAAUUUCUGCGCGAUUUGUCGUAAUUUAUUAUUUCUAGUUUAAUCGGACAAUACAGUCAUAAGCGAAGUUGGGUACGCAGCAAACGUUUUUAUAUUGCCUUUAUAUUUUUGAUAAAAUUUGCAAUAGAAAAUUCUGUUCGUCGUUUUCGUGUAUAUGAGAAAUUAGAGAUUGUUACAGUAGAUAAUAAAGUUAGUAUCCAUUUUAUUGUUAGUAAGUUAUUUUUUUGAAACUUGUUAAUAUUUUUUGUAUAAACGGUGGUUUUGUAUCGAGUA